AUGGCGCUCAGCGUUCACACCCUUCCUCUCUGACGUUUUCUAGUCCCUAGGCCCCAGCCCACUAGAAGCCAGGGUGCCCCCUCACCCCGUCUCCCACUCUCCAGCGCCCCAGCUCCUUGCCGUCACAAGAACCAAGAGGACAACCACAGUUAUUAUGUGUCCCGUCUCUAUGGCCCCAGUGAGCCCCGCAGCCGGCAACUGUGGGUAGAUGUGGCCGAGGCCAACCGGAGCCAAGUGAAGAUCCACACAAUACUCUCCAACACCCACCGGCAGGCUUCGAGAGUGGUCUUGUCCUUUGAUUUCCCUUUCUACGGGCAUCUUCUGCGGCAGAUCACCAUAGCAACUGGAGGCUUCAUCUUCAUGGGGGAUGUGAUCCAUCGGAUGCUCACAGCUACUCAGUAUGUGGCGCCGCUGAUGGCCAACUUCAACCCUGGCUACUCCGACAACUCCACAGUUGUGUACUUUGACAAUGGGACAGUCUUUGUGGUUCAGUGGGACCAUGUCUAUCUCCAAGGCUGGGAAGACAGGGGCAGUUUCACCUUCCAGGCAGCUCUGCACCGUGACGGCCGCAUUGUCUUUGGCUAUAAAGAGAUCCCUAUGUCUGUCCCGGAAAUCAGCUCCUCCCAGCAUCCUGUCAAAACCGGCCUAUCAGACGCCUUCAUGAUUCUCAAUCCAUCCCCGGAUGUGCCAGAAUCUCGGCGAAGGAGCAUCUUUGAAUACCACCGCAUAGAGCUGGACCCCAGCAAGAUCACCAGCAUGUCGGCCGUGGAGUUCACCCCAUUGCCGACCUGCCUACAGCAUAGGAGCUGUGACGCCUGCCUGUCCUCGGACCUGUCCUUCAACUGCAGCUGGUGCCAUGUCCUCCAGAGAUGCUCCAGUGGCUUUGACCGCUAUCGCCAGGAAUGGAUGGACUAUGGCUGUGCACAGGAGGCAGAGGGCAGGACGUGCGAGGACUUCCAGGAUGAGUACCACAACUCAGCCUCCCCUGACACUCCCUUCAGCCCCUAUGAUGGAGACCUCACCACUACCUCCUCCUCCCUCUUCAUCGACAGCCUCACCACAGAAGAUGACACCAAGUCGAAUCCCUAUGCAGGAGGAGAUGGCCUUCAGAACAACCUGUCCCCCAAGACCAAGGGCACCCCUGUGCACCUGGGCACCAUCGUGGGCAUUGUGCUGGCAGUCCUCCUCGUGGCGGCCAUCAUCCUGGCUGGAAUUUACAUCAAUGGCCACCCCACAUCCAACGCUGCGCUCUUCUUCAUGGAGCGUAGACCUCACCACUGGCCAGCCAUGAAGUUUCGCAGCCACCCCGACCAUUCCACCUAUGCAGAGGUGGAGCCCUCGGGCCAUGAGAAGGAGGGCUUCAUGGAGGCUGAGCAGUGCUGAGAACACCAGGUCUCCCUUGUGAAGACUUUGAGACCACAGAAAAGACAGUUAAAGCAAAGAAGAGAAGUGACUUUUCCUGGCCUUUCCCAGCAUGCCCUGGGCUGAGAUGAGAUGGUGGUUUAUGGCUCCAGAGCUGCUGCUCGCUUCGUCAGCACGCCCCGGAUGUUGAAGAGGGGGCCAAAAAACAACCACAUGGAUUUUUUAUAGGAACAAUAACCUAAUCUCAUCCUGUUUUGAUGCAAGGGUUCUCUUCUGGGUAUUGUAACCAUGAAACAGCAGAAGAACUAACAUAACUAACUCCAUUUUUGUUUAAGGGGCCUUUACCUAUUCCUGCACCUAGGCUAGGAUAACUUUAGAGCACUGAGAUAAAACGCAAAAACAGCAACCAUGCCAUUUGCAAAACUAACUCUGGGAUUAAAGGGGAAGCAUGUAAACAGCUAACUAUUUUUGUUAAAGAUUUAUAGGAACGAGGAGGAGGUUUGGCUGUUGUCACAUGAGAGACUGUUAGCCAACGACAAGGAAGUUCUGCAAACCUCCCCUGGACCCUUGCUGGUGUCCAGAUGUCUGCGGUUGUCAGCCCCUUCCUUUCCCCCCGACCUAAACAGAAAAGACAAGGCAAAACCCACAUAAUUUUAAGACAGUUCUUUAGGACAUUAGUCCACCAUCUUCUUGGUUUGCUGGCUCUCCGAAAUAAAAUACCUUUCCUUGCUCCAA
This is a messenger RNA of Mandrillus leucophaeus (drill), 2097 nucleotides long. RefSeq names its product plexin domain containing 1 (gene PLXDC1). NCBI's taxonomy places the organism in Eukaryota, Metazoa, Chordata, Mammalia, Primates, Cercopithecidae. The record is from RefSeq and is a predicted model, not a curated record. The transcript has 13 exons.